This is a messenger RNA of Ricinus communis (castor bean), 1182 nucleotides long. RefSeq names its product tetraspanin-8. NCBI's taxonomy places the organism in Eukaryota, Viridiplantae, Streptophyta, Magnoliopsida, Malpighiales, Euphorbiaceae. Gene Ontology annotation, biological process: auxin-activated signaling pathway. The transcript is spliced from 2 exons. The coding region runs from base 190 to 1002 and encodes 270 amino acids. Gene Ontology annotation, cellular component: plasmodesma; plasma membrane. The record is from RefSeq and is a predicted model, not a curated record.
ACUGAACCACAGCUUUUUUAAUAUUUCAUAUAAUCUCUAACCCACCGUCUAGCCUUACUAACAACAUUCUAGUAAAUCUGUUCUCUAGCCCUCUCGUCAUCAUCAACCUCUCAAUUCUCAAUCAUUCCUUUUUUUUUUAAUUUUUCUUUUAUAUGCAUAUCAAAUUCUCCAUUUCACCAUGCUAUUACAAUGGCAAGAAUGAGCUGCUGUUUCUUUUGUGUUAUGAACAUGAUGACACUCUUGAUUUCAAUGAUAAUUGUAGGGCAAAUUUCCAAAACCUGGAGGCCAGUUAUAAUUAUGUAUGGCAGUGCACCCUGCGCUGGUUUCCUCAAAAUGCCAAUCCUCUCAUUGGGUAUUUCAAUUCUGAUCGCAUCAGUCAUUGGGUUGAUCGCUUUGUUUUGUCGGGUUUUGUGUCUCCAUCGGGUUUAUUUGUGGGUCAUGCUCUUGAUAAUAAUCGCUCUCUUUAGCUUCAUCGUAUUCUCAUUGCUGGUUACAAGCAAAGGUCCCCGGGAAGAGAGUUCAGGCAGAGAAUACAGCCUUCGUCAGUUUUCUGGUUGGUUGCGAAGGAAUGUUGUCGAUGUAAAGAAUUGGUUUGGCAUCAAUAAUUGUCUGGUUAAGGCUGACGUCUGCAAUAGUUUUGGGAAGAAACUGUCCGUCUUACCUGCAGCAGUCGUAUGGGAGGUUGUUAGCCCUGUGGAGUCAGGUUGCUGCAAGCCUCCGCCUCAAUGUGGGUACAAGUUUAAGAAUGUGAGUUACUGGGAGGAACCAAAAUCAGGGUUGACAUCAAUGGAUGUUGACUGUGUUACAUGGAAGAAUGAGGAAGAUACUGUAUGCUACAGUUGUGAGAGUUGCAAGGCUGGAUAUCUGGUUCAAGUGAGGGACGACUGGCUUAUUCUUAACGCAUUUAACAUUUGUUUCCUCAUUUACCUCCUUAUCGUUCUGGCCAUCGGAUUUUUUUCCUUACCAAACCCUUCAGAAGCCAAUAAGUUUUCCUCGGUUUAGGUGUUCAUCAACUUAGUUAUGUAAUCCUACAUUUGUAAGACCCCUGUGUGUACAUAUUUAGGCAUGUCUAUAAAAAGAAAUGAUUAGCUUUCUUCUAUUUGUCCUUAGCUGUCAAAAGCCAAACAAAAAAAAAAAAAAGGAUGGGGAUUUAGAAAGGAGCUUAACUAUCAAUGCUGCAUA